This is a messenger RNA of Lactuca saligna, 912 nucleotides long. Lineage: Eukaryota; Viridiplantae; Streptophyta; Magnoliopsida; Asterales; Asteraceae. The record is from the annotation of a GenBank genome assembly.
AUGGCGGGUUUAGAUUUAGGCACAGCUUCUCGUUAUAUUCAUCAUCAACUCCAUCGUGCUGACUUGCAACUUCCAACCAGUCAACCACAACAGCAUCACCACCACCAGCUUUUCUCCGACAACUUUCAGCAUCAUGAGGAGGAUGACGGUGGCGACAAUCAGGGUCUUGACCUCAUCUCUCCUAACUCAGGUGGUGGUGCUGGCGGUGGACCAGGCGACAUAGUUGGCCGACGGCCAAGAGGUCGUCCACCAGGAUCAAAGAACAAGCCAAAGCCUCCGGUCAUUAUUACUCGAGAGAGUGCCAACACCCUCAGAGCUCAUAUAUUGGAAAUCAGUAACGGGUACGAUGUCUUUGAAUCUAUAGCAACGUAUGCAAGGCGGAGGCAACGCGGGAUCUGCAUAUUAUCUGGAAGCGGCACCGUUACCAACGUCAGUCUCCGGCAGCCAUCAGCUCCGGGGUCGGUAAUAGCUCUCCAAGGUCGGUUUGAGAUCUUGUCUCUGUCGGGUUCUUUCUUGCCUCCGCCUGCACCACCAGGGGCCACCAGCCUUACCAUAUUCUUGGCCGGCGGACAGGGACAAGUGGUGGGUGGGAACGUGAUGGGAGAGUUGACCGCUGCUGGCCCAGUCAUCGUUAUCGCUUCCUCCUUUACAAAUGUCGCCUACGAGAGAUUACCACUCGAAGAAGAAGAGUCGACGGCAGUUGAUGGGCUUCAGAUUCAACCACCAUCUUCUCACGGAGACGGCAACGGCGGUGGUGGAAUCAACAGCAACCACCCUUUUCCAGACCCGUCUUCUGGGCUACCGUUCUUCAACUUACCGUUGAGCAUGCCUCCAAAUGGUCAGUUACCUGUGGAUGGAUGGGGUGAAGGAAGCAGUUCAGGUGGACGAUCGAACAAUAAUAAUCCAUUCUGA